ACACGCACACACCAUGCCAUACAAAAGAGCUGUAAAGCUAUGAUCCGUGGUCUUUUCAAUCCUCUGGCGGGCAGAGCUGCUACUAGCUAGCUGGCGAGGCAAGUUUGAUCUUUACUUAUUUAUACAGCUGGCGUAGUGUAAACGACGCACAGAGGAGGGGACUGGAACUGGGAGCUCUACAAUGUGCAAGUGAUGAGACGACUUAAAAUCAAGCUUCUUACUUAGAUCAUGGACUAAGAUCUAAGUUAGAUAUAAAAACCAUGAACAUCCGGCUAGAUCCCACUUCCAGUGUACUGUUUGACGGUUUAUUCGUAGAGUUUUUGACUUUAUGUACGUGAUGUUUGGUGAAUGACAGCACCACCUUCAAUCAGUAUUCGGUAACACUGCACGCUGGACCUCACUGUUUAGCUUUUGCGUCUGUUGUGUUGUUGUUCAAACAUCAGCUGUUCGUCGGAAACGGGGAGCUGUACAUAACAAUUACAAUUGCAACAGCAAUGACCUGAUGUUGAAAAGUAAUCAAGUGAACGUGAAACUGAAAUUAGUUUGUUAAAGUAUCCUGCUAUCCACAAAGUCACAACGUUUCAAAGAUUAGAUUACAGUGCGGUAAUCUUCAAAUUUUCUGAAGCAGCACUUUAAAAAACAAUUAAAGGAAGAAGAAGAAGAAGAAGAGUCUCAGCCUUCAAAACUCGCACGACCGUCACUAGGACUUGGGACUUUUUAUGUAUUUGGUUUUUAAUAACAAACGGUAUGGCAUAGUGUUUUUAUAAACUUCAAGAGGUUAAAGAGGUCUUACUCCGUGGUUUUGGCGUAGCACUGCACUAUGUGGUUUAUGUAACAGAAUACCCACAUAGCAUGCCUACUGAUGAAUCGAUUUAACCACCCUGCCAGGCUGCACUAACUUGGAUUUGCUUACUCAUUUGUGAUGAUGAAAUUAAAUACUAUUUAAAGGUGUAGUGACUGUCUGUCCGAUGCCAUGAGAGGCCUACAUGUACAACGAGAGAAUUAAAGUUAUACUCAACAGCACACUACUUACAAGUUACAUCCAAACAAUGACUAGUAAAACAGGUGGAAUGCUGCAAGUUGGAACAUGGAGACAGAAUGUAAUGACUAGAAAGAAAUGUGGGCAUGCCAUGAUGACCACAGGCCUAUAUUUUCUUUCUUUUGUGCAUUUCUGUUACACCGCAAGUACACAAUCUGAAAACUUACAGGGGAAUGCUUUAGGAACCACAAACCAACCAACCAUCAAGCUGCACAAGGCAUUUGAUCACAGUUCGUAUGAAGGUCAUGAAUUAGUACUUCCAUACCAGGCAGAUUCCCAAGGAGGCUUCAUAUCCAACAGUUUCAGUCCACACAGACACAGAAGAAGCAAUGAUACCUGUUUUGUACCAGAAGUUGCCCAUUUUAAGUUUAGAGGAUACAAGAAAGAUUUCCAUCUUGAAGUCACUUCAAAUGAAGCUCUUAUUGCAUCAGGAUUUUCUAUACAGUCUUGGAAAAAUGGAAAGAUAGAGACACAGAAGCUUACUCCUCAUCAUAAGCAUUGUCACUAUCAUGGCAGUCUGAGAUCACAUGCUAAUUCAAAUGUAGCUAUCAGCUUGUGUAACAAUGGAUUGAGUGGAUUUUUAAGAACUGAACUGGAUGAUUAUCUGAUUGAACCGCUGGAUACAAACCAACAUGGACAAAAAGUUCAUAUUUUAUACAAGAGAUCGAAUGCUGAUUUUGUGGACAGGAGCAAGGAACGGAACCGAGGCAAACGCAGCUCAAGGCAAGAUGGACAUGGGACAUCAAAUAAUAAAACUAAACAGCACUACUGUGGCUCCAAAAAAAAAUGUAAGUUGAAAUAUCAAUCUUCAUGUUCAUAUAGCUGA
Asterias rubens (European starfish) is the source of this 1865-nucleotide messenger RNA. Its product is annotated as A disintegrin and metalloproteinase with thrombospondin motifs 16-like. Lineage: Eukaryota; Metazoa; Echinodermata; Asteroidea; Forcipulatida; Asteriidae. Bases 987 to 1865 code for a protein of 292 amino acids. The transcript is spliced from 4 exons. The record is from RefSeq and is a predicted model, not a curated record.